ACACACAUACAUUGUUCACCGAUGUUUACCACUUAGCAAUAGAUAAGCAAAUGCGCACGUUACGAUAAUAGCCUUUAAACGGAAUUCGAAGCAGUUUAUCUGUAUAAUGCAUAAAUUCUUUUGCUGAAGUACAUGAUAAUUAAUACUUUGCUCUUUUCUUUUACAAAAAGUGAAAAUUGCAUGUAAAAUCGCAACUAAUCUAGUUAAUUAUUUUCGAGCUGCGGUACGAGUAUUUCAUGAACUUGCAUGACGUUCGUUUUGGUCGUCAUCGUCCAAAAAUACCAAAAGACUUUAUCGUAUAAAGAUCGAUUGAUGUGCAACCGUAAAAAUUAAGCUGUUUAAUUCAAUAUAAAAUUGUGUUUGACAUCGUUACGAUGGAUAAAACAGUAACAAUAGGUGACGGAUGGGAACUGCCACCUCUUCGUAGUUUAUAUGAUUUUCUCUUGGAAUCCUCACGUUUUCAACUACCUAAUUUUAGAGAUUUCGAAAAAUGGGGCAACAGAGUAGCGAAUAAUCUUGUGUAUUAUCAAACCAAUUAUCUUUAUAUGUCCAUUGCUAUUUUAUUGGUUGUAGCAUCGGUGCAUCCAAUGAAGAUGAUUGUUGGUAUAUCAGCGCUCAUGGCAGUAUGGGCUGAAUGUACUUAUUUGUUUAGCGAAAAAGAAUCAUUGCUUAAAUUCAAAAGAACCUAUCCUCAAGUUGGAGUAGUUCUUACUAUUAUUUGUGCAGCUUAUGUUCUUUAUACUAUAAACUCAGUCCUUCUCGUAUUAUUUGGUAUUUUACUCUCAUUUUGUGUGACCUUUAUACAUGCAUCUUUGAGAUUAAGGAAUGUGAAGAACAAAUUUGUCAACAAGAUUGAGGGUAUGGGACUCAAACGUACGCCAAUGGGAGUUGUCUUAAAUUGUUUUGAACAUGAGACCGGUAUAACUUUACGUACACAAACAACGUAUACUCACUCGGUUCACUAGUAAUCUGCUUCAUACAACAAAUUGUAACAACGUUUGGCAGUGAAUAUGUGUCAAUAAUAUUUGGAUGCUGCCUAAAGUCACAAAAAAAUGCUUUUGGACAAUUAGGUAAGAACUACAUAUUUAAAAUGUUUCGUAAAUUUGCAAAUAAAACUACAUUAUUAAUUUACUUAAAUAAGACCUAACUUAACAUUCAUUUAUUUAUAUAUAUAUUAUAUAUUUAUAUAUAUAUAUACAUAUAUAUACAUCUAUAUAUAUAUAUAUAUAUAUAGAUAUAUAUAUAUAGAUAUAUAUCUACCUAAAGUAAUAAUUGUAUUUAAGUAUAGCGCUUCUCUACAACGAACAGAUAUAGAUUAUAAAUUUUCAUAAUUAUUUAAAAUAUGGUGAAUCAUUUCAAUAUACAACUGACAUACAUUGUAUUAAACAUAUAUAUAAUUUUUAUAGAAUAAUAUAAUUAAAUAAUUCUAUUUUAUAUAAAUCUUACAACAUAUGUAAAAUAAGGAUAAAAUAAGUACUAUGUAAUGUAUAAUUUUUUUAUUUAAAAAUAGAAAUAAAACUUUUGUUCGGUUUUUUAAAAUUUCUGUAUCUUUUAUGUGAAGAUACAUUGACAAGUAGUUUAGAAAAUUUUUAAUACAAAAUGUUCGAAGCUAUCUUGGGG
Messenger RNA from Bombus pascuorum, 1620 nucleotides. It is a transcript of the gene Jwa, whose product is annotated as PRA1 family protein 3. Gene Ontology annotation, cellular component: membrane. Lineage: Eukaryota; Metazoa; Arthropoda; Insecta; Hymenoptera; Apidae. The transcript is spliced from 4 exons. The record is from RefSeq and is a predicted model, not a curated record. The coding region runs from base 375 to 965 and encodes 196 amino acids.